Lingula anatina is the source of this 1936-nucleotide messenger RNA. Its product is annotated as beta-1,3-glucosyltransferase-like. The record is from RefSeq and is a predicted model, not a curated record. NCBI's taxonomy places the organism in Eukaryota, Metazoa, Brachiopoda, Lingulata, Lingulida, Lingulidae.
AUGGUGCUAAGCCAGAAAACAGUGAGUGUCCUGUUGGACACCAAGACAGCAUACUGCCCUUCUGAUGAGUCCCCAGAUGACAUGCUGCUGGGAACUUGGCUCAAGAGACUAGAUAUACCAAUAAUUCACAGCCCUCUCUUCCAUCAGGCCAGACCAGAUGACUAUGCUGGGGAUUAUCUUGGUCACCAGGAAGAACCUAUUUCUUUCCAUAAACAUUGGAUGGUAGAUCCAUAUAAAGUAUAUAACCAGUGGUUGAAAGAAAAGGAUAUAGCCAAGGAAAACCAACCUGAAAAACCAAGAAAACCAAAAAUUAUCAUUGAAGAUGUCCAUGAUGAGUUAUAAAAGUGUUAGAUGCUCCUCAGUCAUCUCACAACAUUAUUUGCAUCCAAGUCCUUACUAUUCCUACAGUAUAGUUUAAACCUAGCUUAUUCUUACCCUCUGCUAUCAGAAGCUUCUUAAAUAGUGUACAAAAUUAAGGUAUAGGCCCUUGUGGGAAGGUAUACACCCAAUCAGCUUGUCUGCUCUUACGAAACUUCUGGGCCCAAACUUCUCUGCCCGUACCUGCCCCUUGAACGGUAGCUCAGUAGCAGAGGAGGGUGAUUGUUGGGUUGGAUAUUUUCGCUCAGCUUGGCAUAUGGAGUAGGUCUGAAGCCAUGCUAGACAUGCAUUAUGCUUCUCAGCACCUACUGGUAGGUGUGAAAUCACCCUUACUGAAAAACACAAAGGAUAUGUCUGACAAGGAACAGGUUCCCUUGAUCAUGUCAAAUCUCACAGGGUCAGAUACAAUAAUUUUGUAGCAGAGUACAUGCGGACCCUGUGGUUAGAGUAUAGCUUACUCUCUGUGGACAGUGCAGGAUUUUCCCCGUGAAAAACUCCUGCUUACUGAAUUUUCAAGGGGUAAGCAGCAUUAUUUUCCAACGAACCAAUUUGGGAUCCUCCUUUUCUGUCAUUUGUCAUAUCUCUUGUAAUAUAAAAGUGAUCAUUUUUCAAAUGCUGCCACCCCUCCAAGUUUGGAUUCUCAUACUGCCAUUAUUUAUUUCAUUUAUACCCAACAAAUGUGUGCAUUCUUUAUUUCGUAAUCUGCAGAAGUAGAAGUGUGCAAUUUUUUGACAGAAUUAAUGAAUUGAGUAUGUCGCUGUAAAACAGGGUUUUCUGCUAUGUGUGUUCAAUGGAAAACCAGCUUGAUCAACAGUUCAAGUUGGGUUUUUUCUCAAAACUUGAGUUUAUAGAAAGCUGCACAUCUUGUUUGUUGAAGUAUAGUUCAGAAGGCUCCCUUGCAGCUUUUGCUUGCAAGCAUCAACAUUACAGACUAAAAUGCUGCUGAUUGCAACUUUCCUUAGAUGAAUUUAAGGGCAGUAUUAAUCCAGAAGAUAAAUUUAGUUGAAAAUUGCAUCAAAUGUGCAAAAAUGUUGUCAAGUUAAUCUAGUGGUUCAAGUAACCUCCAAACCUUUUCCAUCUAUAAAUUCUCUCAAUAGAAUCUCUAGUCUAUUCUAGUCUAGUGUUUUAUUUAUACUAGCGAGUAGCGAUUGUAAUUAUUGUCCCGGUAAAUAUUGUCAUUGCUUUAAUAUUUUUAAGUAAUAUAAUCUGUGCAAUUUCCCUAAUUUUGUCUAGUUAGGGUGCAUUUUAAAACUGCUCAGUAUACAAUUAAAUUGCAUUUGAAUAUGGGAUGACCUUUCUGCAAAAUCAGUCCCACAAAUCCCACUGCUGUAUUGUGCUUAUUUUGUAGCACAUUAAAGAGGCCAGGUAUAUUGAAUCUUAUUACAGAUGUAGGUCUGACAUGUCUUUUAAACCCCUUUAAACUUACGCAUUUGUGUAUCUUUUCAGAAUUUUGACUAAUUUCUUAUUUUACAUAAUGUAUAUGGCAAUAUCUUUGGUUAAUAUUUUUCUCCAGAAUUCCAUUCAUACACAGAUAGUGCAGGUGUACAAUGUAAGAGCA